Molecule: messenger RNA, 1647 nt
Organism: Octodon degus (degu)
Lineage: Eukaryota; Metazoa; Chordata; Mammalia; Rodentia; Octodontidae
Gene: Hat1
Product: histone acetyltransferase 1
Exons: 11
Coding region: 65-1381 (438 amino acids)
Biological process (GO): subtelomeric heterochromatin formation
Cellular component (GO): nucleus
Molecular function (GO): histone H4 acetyltransferase activity; histone binding
Source: RefSeq, a predicted model, not a curated record
UUCCGGCCCGGGAGCGCGCGGGUUGAUUCGUCCUUCCUCAGCCGCGGUUGCUCGCAGCUCGGAAAUGGCGGGAUUUGGUGCUAUGGAGAAAUUUUUGGUAGAAUACAAGAGUGCAGUAGAGAAGAAACUGGCAGAGUACAAAUGUAACACCAACACAGCAAUUGAACUAAAAUUAGUUCGUUUUCCUGAAGAUCUGGAGAAUGACAUUAGAACUUUCUUUCCUGAAUAUACCCAUCAACUAUUUGGGGAUGAUCAAGGAAACUUUGAAGGAAAAUUUGAGGCACUGGACCUUGCAGAAUUUGCUAAAAAGCAGCCAUGGUGGCACAAGCUAUUUGGGCAAGAAUCUGGACCCUCUGCUGAAAAGUAUAGUGUGGCAAUCCAGCUGUUAAUUGGAGGUGUCACAGGAUGGUGUACUGGUUUCAUGUUCCAGAAGGCAGAUGAUGUGGAGGGCAAAAUCAGACAAAUCAUUCCACCUGGAUUUUGCACAAACACCAAUGACUUUCUUUCUUUGUUGGAAAAAGAAGUUGAUUUCAAGCCGUUUGGAACGCUACUCCAUACAUACUCAGUUCUCAGUCCAACAGGAGAAAAUUUUACUUUUCAGAUAUACAAGGCUGACAUGACAUGUAGAGGCUUUCGAGAAUAUCAUGAAAGGCUUCAGACCUUUUUGAUGUGGUUUAUUGAAACUGCUAGCUUUAUUGACGUGGAUGAUGAAAGAUGGCACUACUUUCUAGUAUUUGAGAAGUAUAAUAAGGAUGGAGCUACGCUCUUUGCAACCGUAGGCUACAUGACAGUCUAUAAUUACUAUGUGUACCCAGACAAAACCCGGCCACGUGUAAGCCAGAUGCUGAUACUGACUCCAUUUCAAGGUCAGGGCCAUGGUGCACAACUUCUUGAAACAGUUCAUAGAUACUACAUUGCAUCUCCUUCAGUUCUUGAUAUUACAGCUGAAGACCCAUCUAAAAGUUAUGUGAAAUUAAGAGAUUUUGUGCUUGUGAAGCUUUGUCAAGAUUUGCCUUGUUUUUCUCGGGAAAAAUUAAUGCAAGGAUUCAAUGAAGAUAUGGCAAUAGAAGCACAGCAGAAAUUCAAAAUAAAUAAGCAACAUUCUAGACGGGUUUAUGAAAUUCUUCGACUUCUGGUGACUGAUAUGAGUGAUGCUGAGCAAUACAGAAGCUACAGGCUGGAUAUUAAGAGAAGACUGGUCAGCCCUUAUAAGAAAAAGCAGAGAGAUCUUGCUAAGAUGAGAAAAUGUCUCAGGCCAGAAGAAUUGACAAACCAGAUGAACCAAAUAGAAAUAAGCAUGCAACAUGAACAGCUGGAAGAAAGCUUUCAGGAAUUAGUGGAAGAUUACCGGCGUGUUAUUGAACGGCUGGCUCAAGAGUAAGAUUAUUCUGUACAGGAAACUCCCAAAUUUCUGUACAUUGUGCUGUGAAAAACCUGAUGAUAACUCAUGUUAACAUCCUGUAAUGUUUUACUUACAUUAAAAGUUACCUAUGUUAUCGUUAGUUGAAUAUUUUCUUUUGGAGAGAUUGUAUAUUUUAAAAUACUGUCUAGAAAGUUUAUGAACAUAUAUUGCAUUAAAAAUAUAGCUUCUAAAAUACUACUGUUCUUGCUUUUCUUCUUAAACAAUAUAAUAAAUGCUUAGUUGCG